Messenger RNA from Truncatella angustata, 2235 nucleotides. Its product is annotated as fluconazole resistance protein. The transcript is spliced from 5 exons. The coding region runs from base 303 to 1772 and encodes 489 amino acids. Gene Ontology annotation, molecular function: transmembrane transporter activity. The record is from RefSeq and is a predicted model, not a curated record. Lineage: Eukaryota; Fungi; Ascomycota; Sordariomycetes; Amphisphaeriales; Sporocadaceae. Gene Ontology annotation, biological process: transmembrane transport.
AAAACACCCAAGUUCCGACACAUUUUUACCACCCGUCUUUUUCGCGUCACGUCGGCGAACAAUCUGAGCACGAACUCAUCAUGUCAGAAAUGCAGAGACAUGAAGCGGAGCAAGAUCGGCCGAGCCCGGUAUAUAUCUGAUCAUGGAAGUGUUCUAAAGUCACGAUGUUACACAGACCACAACUGUCCUGCAUCUUGUCCUGGCAAACCAAUUUCUGUCCUUUAAACAGACGCAAUUUCCAAAAGCAUUCCUGGGCACAGCAGUAAACACAGCAACUGGUUUCGCUCUCGCCAACGGACAGGAUGAGUGCCGUUGCCCAGCAGGUCGAUGAGGCCAGGGAAGACGGCGAGGCAAGUCUCGGUGUUGAUCCGCGCCUCGAUAUAGUCGACUGGGACGGACCAAACGACCCUGAGCACCCUCAGAACUGGUCGACUUCGAGAAAAGUCACUUGUGCUGUGGUACUUGCGUUUAUUUCCACUCUCAGCCCAUUUGCUUCCUCCAUUAUUUCGCCCGGCAUCAGUUACAUCAAGGCAGAUCUCGACAUUACAAACGACUAUGCUGGGGCCUUUGUGGUCUCCGGCUUCCUUAUUGGCUAUUGUUGCGGCCCUCUCAUUAUUGCCCCGCUAUCCGAACUCUUCGGCCGAUCCAUUCUCUAUAAUGUUUGCAGUGUGAUGUUUCUCGCUUUCAACAUUGCUUGUGCAGUGGCCCCGAGUGCUGGCAGUCUCAUCGUCUUCCGCAUAUUCGCUGGCAUCGGUGGUUCUUGCCCCUUGACGCUCGGCGCUGCCUCGUUGGCAGAUUUUGUACCUUCGGAAAGGAGAGGAGCUUCUAUGACGAUCUGGACACUGGGCCCUAUGGUAGGACCAACAAUUGGACCAAUAGUCGGUGGAUACCUCACUCAGGCAAAAGGCUGGAGAUGGGAUUUCUGGGUCCUUGCCAUCGCUAGUGGCGUCACCGCGAUCGUGACCAUACUAGCCCUACCCGAGUCAUAUUCUUACACCAUUCUUGAGCGUAGAACUAGGCGCCUACGAAAGGAAACUGGAAAUCCGAACCUUCGGUCGGCGUUAAUGGCCAGAGGAACCACCAAGGAGCUUUUCCUGCUUUCCAUCUUCCGUCCUGUGAAGCUCAUGUUUUUGUCCCCUAUCGUACUUCUGCUCUCAGUCUACAUGGCAGUCCUCUACGGCUACUUGUAUCUGCUCUUCACGACGUUCCCACAGGUGUUUAGAGGUCAAUACGACUUCAGCACUGGUUCGAUUGGUUUAUCCUACAUUGGCAUCGGCGUCGGGUCUGUAUUGGGUCUGUUUUCCUCCGGCGCGGUGUCCGACAGGCUAGUCGUCGGCUUAAAGGUCAGAAACGGCGGAGAGAGCAAGCCCGAAUAUCGUUUGCCGCCCAUGGCGGUUGGCGCCUGCUUGGUUCCCAUAGGAUUGUUUUGGUACGGAUGGACCGCAGAAAAGCAACUGCACUGGAUACUCCCCAUUUUGGGAACGACAAUUCUUGGGGGUGGUAUGGUCAUAGUACUCAUGUCAAUCUCCACCUAUCUGGUCGACGCUUUCACCAUUUAUGCAGCAUCCGCCAUGGCUGCCAAUACAGUUACACGAUCUCUGGUUGGAGCAUUCUUACCACUUGCUGGCAACAGCUUAUAUCAGACUCUGGGCCUCGGGUGGGGCAAUUCGCUACUGGGAUUCAUUGCAUUUUCAAUGAUCCCAAUACCGUUUGUCUUUUACAUUUACGGAGAAAGGAUUCGACACAGCAAUCUAUUCAAAGUCGAGUUUUAGCCUCAAGCCAGACGGCAUUUCAUAGCCUGGUUUCAUGUAGAUCGGAGUGAGAGUCGAUUGGUUGAUUGAUUGAUUGAUUGUAUUGCCCAAAUCAUCGAACUCGUCCAGGAGCUCCCAUAGUUGCACUUCCGAUCCACUACAAUUUUGGCCGACUUGAGCUGAAUCUGGCAGUAAAGGCACAAUGCCAUGAUGUAACAGGCCAUCUUUCCUAUGCUGUACUGUAUGAAGAUACUUCUCCAUACUAGGUGGCACUUGCAAUUUGUGUCGUUUGAAUGAGCUCAGAACCCUAGCCAAGACGUCCGUCGCCAACGGGAGUGCUAAUCUCAUCUCGAGGAGGCACUGGUAGACACGGAUUAAUCUAUCCAUCUAUAUCGGCGAGGCAUCCUUGAAUUCGCGCUGAUCAUUAGGGAGAGCUGCAUCCGUUCGGACUUCUUUAAUGGGUCGGUUGUCCAGUCUAAGUGUG